GUAGCCAUGACUCGAAUCCACUCCCUAAGUUUUAUACCUCGACCUCCUCCUCGAUCCCCCCAUCCCUUCGUUCCCCCACCUGCUCCCCCAAAAUGUGCCCCUGUCAAAACGGUGACAAUGUUGCGACCGACCGUAACGAGAUGGUCUCGGUCGACCUGUCUAACAAGCCCAAGGUCAAUGGCGUUAACGGUGUGAACGGACACACGAACGGUGUCAAUGGUUCUACUGCACCUCAACAACGGCGAAACCCCUACGCACCCCGUGCUUCCGACUUUCUGAACAACGUCUCCAACUUCAAAAUCAUCGAGUCCACUCUACGAGAGGGCGAGCAGUUCGCCAACGCUUUCUUCGACACCAAGACCAAAAUCGCCAUCGCCAAGGCGCUCGAUGCGUUCGGCGUCGAAUACCUCGAGCUCACGUCCCCCGCCGCCUCGGAACAGUCCCGCGCGGACUGCGAAGCCAUCUGCAAGCUCGGGUUAAAGGCCAAGGUCCUCACGCACAUCCGGUGUCACAUGGACGAUGCUCGUAUCGCUGUAGAAACUGGUGUGGACGGCGUGGACGUCGUUAUUGGCACCUCGUCGUUCCUCCGCGAAUUCUCGCACGGCAAGGACAUGGCCUAUAUCACCAAGACCGCCAUCGAGGUCAUCAACUUUGUCAAGAGCAAGGGCAUCGAGGUCCGGUUCUCCACGGAAGAUUCCUUCCGUUCCGACCUCGUCGACCUCCUGUCGAUAUACCAGACCGUAGAUAAGAUCGGCGUCAACCGGGUUGGUAUUGCUGACACCGUUGGCUGUGCAAACCCCAGACAAGUGUAUGAGCUCGUCCGCACACUGCGUGGUGUUGUCGGCUGCGACAUCGAGGUCCACCUUCACAACGAUACUGGCAUGGCCAUCGCGAACGCAUACUGUGCUCUCGAAGCUGGUGCUACCCACAUCGAUACCUCCGUUUUGGGUAUCGGUGAACGCGUCGGUAUCACCCCUCUUGGUGGGCUCGUUGCUUGCCUCUACGCCGCAAACCCUGAAUACGUCAAGUCCAAGUACAACCUCCCUAUGCUCCGUGAGAUCGAGAACUUGGUCGCUGAGGCCGUCGAGGUCAACGUUCCUUUCAUGAACCCUAUCACUGGUUACUGUGCAUUCACGCACAAGGCUGGCAUCCACGCCAAGGCUAUCCUCAACAACCCGAGCACAUACGAGAUCUUGAAGCCCGAGGACUUCGGUCUCACGCGUUACGUUUCCAUUGGCCAUCGGUUGACUGGUUGGAAUGCUGUCAAGUCCCGUGUUGAGCAGCUUGGAUUGAAGCUCACCGAUGAGCAGAUCAAGGAUGCCACUGCCAAAAUCAAGGAGCUUGCUGACGUCCGCACACAAUCAAUGGACGACGUCGACUCGUUACUCCGAAUUUACCACUCAGGCAUCCAGUCAGGAGAGCUCGAGGUUGGCCAGCGUGAGGCUCUUGACCGGCUAUUGAAGAAGCACCGGGAAGAGAGCCGCGCUGAGACGGAGGUGGCUGCAUGGGUGUGAUAUUGAGGACGGGACCUGUUAGUCGAAAAUUAUCCCUUGCGGGACAUCCUGUAUCAUUAUGUGUAAUUUUGGUUGCUGUACUGAAGGGUAGAAGCUAGAUGAAUUGUUUACGAAAGUUGCAUCGGAGAGCAGUUCCAGCCUGCUCAAUAUUGCGGA
Gloeophyllum trabeum ATCC 11539 is the source of this 1670-nucleotide messenger RNA. RefSeq names its product homocitrate synthase. Lineage: Eukaryota; Fungi; Basidiomycota; Agaricomycetes; Gloeophyllales; Gloeophyllaceae. The record is from RefSeq and is a predicted model, not a curated record. The transcript is spliced from 7 exons. Gene Ontology annotation, molecular function: homocitrate synthase activity. The coding region runs from base 93 to 1514 and encodes 473 amino acids. Gene Ontology annotation, cellular component: mitochondrion.